Epithele typhae is the source of this 1152-nucleotide messenger RNA. RefSeq names its product acid protease. NCBI's taxonomy places the organism in Eukaryota, Fungi, Basidiomycota, Agaricomycetes, Polyporales, Epitheliaceae. Gene Ontology annotation, biological process: proteolysis. The transcript has 5 exons. The coding region runs from base 1 to 1152 and encodes 383 amino acids. Gene Ontology annotation, molecular function: aspartic-type endopeptidase activity. The record is from RefSeq and is a predicted model, not a curated record.
AUGUCCAUCGCUGCAGUCCCCUUCGUGGCCCGCCUCAGCUGCCGUGGCAGCGGCAAGGAGAUCGUCGCCCGCGACCUUGCUCGUGCCCGCAAGAUCAUGCAGGGCAUGAACCCCCACGGCCCCGCUGCCUUCCACGAGGCCCUCUGCAGCGGAGUCGACGUCACCGACGCUGGCGUCACAUACACCGCGUCCGUUGGCGUUGGAAACCCGGCGACGGACUACACUCUCCUCAUUGACACGGGGAGUUCGAACACUUGGCUCGGCGCUGACAAGAAGUAUGUCAAGACCAACACUAGCAAGAGCACCAGCAAGUCGGUGUGCGUACCCACGCUGACGUCGCUAUCAGUCACCGACACGGUCACCAUCUCGUCCGACCUUGUGAUUCAGAACCAGAGCAUCGGCGUCGCCAGCACCGCUCAGGGCUUCAACGACGUCGACGGCAUUCUCGGCGUCGGCCCCGUCGACCUCACCUCGAGCACCGUCUCCGGCACGGACUCCGUGCCCACGGUGACGGACAACCUCUUCGCGCAGGGCCUUAUCCCGAACAACUCGCUGGGGAUCUUCUACCAGCCGAGCACGUCCGCGAACGGCGACAUGAACGGCGAGCUCACGUUUGGCGGCUCCGACUCCUCCAAGAUCACCAGCGACGUCACCUUCGUACCCAUCACCUCGACCUCGCCUGCGUCACACUACUGGGGCAUCGACCAGGAAGUGACGUACGGGCAGAGCACGAGCCUGCUCUCCGGCUCGGCGGGGAUCGUCGACACCGGCACGACGCUCCUCCUGCUCGCGACGGACGCGUUCCAGGCGUACCAGAAGGCGACCGGGGCGACGAUAGACCAGACGACGGGCCUGCUGACGCUGUCCGAGAGCCAGUUCAGCGACCUGCAGAGCCUGUUCUUCAGCAUCGGCGGCACGACGUUCGAGAUGACGCCGAACGCGCAGAUCUGGCCGCGCUCGCUCAACUCGACGAUCGGCGGCGAGGAGGGCAAGAUCUACCUCGUCGCGGCGGACCUCGGCUCGCAGAGCGGGCAGGGCCUCGACUUCAUCAACGGUUUUGCUUUCUUGCAGCGCUUCUACAGCGUGUACGACACCGGCAACAGCCAGGUCGGCCUGGCCACGACCGCGUUCACGGACGCUGAGACGAACUGA